Pristis pectinata (smalltooth sawfish) is the source of this 2310-nucleotide messenger RNA. RefSeq names its product NADPH oxidase 4. Bases 75 to 1787 code for a protein of 570 amino acids. Gene Ontology annotation, molecular function: superoxide-generating NAD(P)H oxidase activity. Lineage: Eukaryota; Metazoa; Chordata; Chondrichthyes; Rhinopristiformes; Pristidae. Gene Ontology annotation, cellular component: NADPH oxidase complex; plasma membrane. Gene Ontology annotation, biological process: defense response; superoxide anion generation. The record is from RefSeq and is a predicted model, not a curated record. The transcript has 18 exons.
GGAAGGUAUUUAAUGCCGGGGAACAGUGAACUCAAACCUCGAGAGCCACCACAGAAUCCACACACUCCGGCACCAUGGCUUUGUCCUGCAAAAGCUGGCUCUCUAACGAGGGUGGAAAACAUCUGCUUCUGCUUUUGUGGCUGUCGAUCAACGUGCUGCUCUUUUGGAAAACUUUUACGCUUUAUUACCACGGGGCACAGUAUUACUAUUUGCAUCGUAUGCUUGGGCUAGGAUUAUGCAUUAGUAGAGCUUCUGCUUCAGUCCUGAAUCUGAACUGCAGUCUUGUCCUGCUGCCCAUGUGUCGCACUUUACUGGCAUUUCUGCGAGGGUCACAGAAGAUUAUGAGCAGAAAAGCACGAAGAUUGCUGGAUAAGAGUAGAACUUUUCAUAUAACAUGUGGUUUUACUAUAUGUCUGUUUUCAGUAGUCCAUGUUGCAGCUCAUAUGGUCAACGCCCUAAACUUCUCUCUGCAUUACAGUGAAGAAUUUCCAGCCCUCAAUGUUGCUCGUUACCGGGAUGAGGAUCCCAGAAAGAUUCUCUUCACAACACUUCCAGGAGUAACUGGCUUCCUCAUGGUGUUGGUGCUUUUUUUAAUGUGCACUUCUUCAUCAUACUCUAUAAGGUAUUCAAACUAUGACAUCUUUUGGUACACACACAACCUCUUCAUAAUCUUCUAUAUUUUACUUCUGCUUCAUGUGACUGGAGGCAUGUUGAAAUAUCAGACAAAUUUGAAUGAACACACCCCUGGCUGCAUUGAUCCGAAUAAAACAUUAAUUGAUGAUAUCCCUGUAUCCGAGUAUCCACCAGAAAGCAAUGGUGAGCCUCAGCCUGGGUUGGAAAACAACUUUGGGAGGGUCUGCACUGAAGCCCCAAAGUUUCAGUCUAAUUUACAAGAGACGUGGUUUUGGGUGUCUGGCCCUCUCUGUCUCUAUUGUGCAGAAAGGCUGUAUCGAUAUAUUCGGAGCAACAAACCUGUUACCAUCGUCUCAGUGAAUUCUCAUCCAUGUGAUGUGAUAGAGAUACGAAUGGUAAAAGACAACUUCACAGCAAGGCCAGGUCAGUACAUUGUCCUGCACUGUCCAAGUGUGUCAGCAUUUGAGAGCCAUCCAUUUACUCUCACAACGAACCCUGCAGAAAACCGAAGAACAUUUGGCAUUCACCUCCGUGUUCUCGGAGAUUGGACAGAAAGGUUUAGGGAGCUGCUGCUGUCCGAAACAAACAUUGAUGCAGAGAUCCUGCCCAUCCUGCAACAGAGAAAUUACCCGAACUUAUAUAUUGAUGGUCCAUUUGGGAGUCCGUCAGAGGAAGUCUUCAACUAUGAGGUUAGCCUUUGUGUGGCCGGUGGUAUUGGAGUGACCCCUUUUGCUUCAGUACUAAAUACACUAUUAGUUGAUUGGAAGCAAUAUAAGCUCAGGCGGCUUUACUUCAUUUGGGUGUGCAAGGAAAUUCAGUCCUUCCUCUGGUUUGCGGAUCUGUUGUGCAUUUUACAUGACAAGCUAUGGCAAGAGAACCGUCCAGACUACUUGAACAUCCAGCUGUAUCUCAGCCAAACAGAUGGGUUGCAGAACUUAAAUGCAGAAAAAUAUCAAGUGCUGAACUCCAGGCUUAUUAUUGGAAAGCCUCGCUUGAAAUUUCUGUUUGGUGAAAUAGCCAAGUGCAAUAGACAAAAGUGCGUUGGUGUUUUUUGCUGUGGACCCAGGAAACUCUCCAAAGAGCUUCACGAUCUCAGCAACAAAACUAGCUCACAUGGAACAAAAUUUGAGUACAACAAAGAAUCAUUCUCUUGAAAACUACUAAGGAAUAUGUUCAGCCAUAAAAAAAAAAACUUGGAAGUGCAAUUAUUUUUUGUUAAUAUGGUGGUCAGCAGGAUUGGCCUUAGACAAUCUCCAGACACCAAAGAGUGAAUCAUUGAAUGCAUACUAAUACAGCAAUUGAUGAGGUGCAGGUAGAACUUUGUUUAUUGGAUUGUCAAAAUCAGGUUAUGAUCAACUGACACAUUUUUGUAAUCUUUGGGUAAAGCUGGAUAUCUUGUUUUUAUAAUGACACUUGUGAUUUUUAUUGCAGUUUUAGUAAAUCUAUUUCUUAUAAGGGAAUUUACAUGGACAGAGACAGAAAUUGUUCAGUGUCAUACAUUGAUGCUUUUAAGGCUUCAGAACACCCAUUAGUUUCCUGUACCUACAUCGUGUACUAUGCUGCAGCUGACAUUGAAGCUAACGGCCAUGUCUCCUUUCUACUCCCAGCUCUGCAUGUUAAAGCAUAUUCCUUGUAUGGUAUUAGAAUAUUUGUGUUUUUCUGCACACAAUCCACAUA